This is a messenger RNA of Dreissena polymorpha, 1272 nucleotides long. RefSeq lists its product as uncharacterized. Gene Ontology annotation, molecular function: C-4 methylsterol oxidase activity; iron ion binding. Bases 79 to 1029 code for a protein of 316 amino acids. Gene Ontology annotation, biological process: sterol biosynthetic process. The record is from RefSeq and is a predicted model, not a curated record. The transcript has 6 exons. NCBI's taxonomy places the organism in Eukaryota, Metazoa, Mollusca, Bivalvia, Myida, Dreissenidae.
AACGUGAAAUAAAACUCGGGGUAGAAAUUGCGAAAGAAGGAACAUCUCAUAGUACUUACGGAUAAACACAAUUUAGAAAUGCAGACGACAAAUAAACAGGGUAUGGAGCCAACAUCAUCAUGGAACAUUUGGAGCCUAGUUAGUACAGGAGUGUUUAUGGUCGUCGUAUUCGUUUUGGCGACAGCAGCGAGAGGCGAAUGGUUCCUAGUUGCCACAUGUUUGGGAAAGGACUUCCUACGUGACGUCAUGCCUACGUUUAACGUACCAGUUAACUCCACGUCUCACCUAAGACAUCUGCUGAUGGGGACGUGGUUUAAAGACUUGCCCAUUUAUGUUGCGUUUUCUGUCAUCCCCUCGCUAUGCGGGUUCUGGGGUAUCGGUAUUGGUUUCGACUUUUACUUCUACAAGAAAAGAAAUGAUAAGCCGGAGCAGUGGAAGUGCCAGCCGACCCGCUGGCUCACGAAGCCUAACGAGUGGCACGCGUUCCUUCUGGGGUCCACCAACAUGCUCAUAGGCUCCGUUGUCUCGGGAGUCAUCUCGUGUUAUAUCAUGAACGGAGGUAAAUGCACGUUAUACACGCGGUCGGACGCGUACGGCUGGGCAUACCUGCUUCUCUCCGCGCCCGCUCUGUUCCUCUACAACGGGGCGGUCAUCUACUACCCGCACAGGAUGUUCCACAUCCCCUUCCUGUAUCGCCAUGUGCACAAGGUUCACCACCGGUACGGGAGUCCCACGCUGUACACUGCAACCGCCAUGCAUACGUUGGAGUUCCUCGUAUACCAGAUCUUAUUGAUGUUACCCGUGUUCGUCGUACCGUUACAUGCGGUCGUUUUCGUCACCAUUCUUCUCUACGGCUACUACUAUGACUUGAUGGACCACUCGGGGAUUAAGAUAGACUCAGUGUGGCCAUGGCAACCGUCCACCAUGUUCCAUGACGACCAUCACAGGCAUACCCACUGUAACUUCGGACUCAACACCAUUUUGUUCUACCGUUUCCAUGGUACCCUGAGGCGUACAAACCGGAAGUAAUGGGAGAAAGUUUUUUGCGGGAAAGGGAUUGCGGAGUUUUUGAAAAACAACCAAUCAGUAUUCAUCACACAUUCGACUCGGAGCAUUGUAUUUAAAAGAACAAAUAUGAGCGAACUCAAAAUAUCAAAUAAUCCUGAUAACUACAUAACAAUUGUAAGGAUGAGGGAUAUUUUAAUACUGGAAAAGCAGCCUUAAAUCAAUAUAAUAUAAACGCCAAUCGUUUUGUUCCAUAUUUGCAUAAAC